CUCUUACGUCAUCGCAGGGGCGUGGCCUUUGAGGGAUCCCGGAAGUGAGUCGUGUACCGGAAGUUAGCGGCUCCCGGAGAUCCUGUUCCCCUGCUGAUAUGAUGCGGCAGGACAGUAACGAUGAGACCGAGGACAUUUCCCUGUUUGACGCAGAUGAAGAAACUUCAAGGAGCGCUAGACGGAAAAAGAUCAGACACCCCAUUGCCUCGUUCUUCCACCUGUUCUUCCGGGUGAGCGCCAUCAUAGUCUAUCUCCUGUGUGAUCUGGUGUUUGACGGCUUCAUCGCCUGCAUGGUGACCAUCAUUCUGCUGCUGUCAUGUGACUUCUGGGCGGUAAAGAACAUCACUGGGAGGUUACUGGUCGGACUGCGAUGGUGGAACCAAGUAGACGACGACGGGAACAGUCAUUGGGUCUACGAGUCCAGAAAGUCUGGUCCGGGAAAAAAAAUCUCCAACGACGCGGAGUCCCGGAUCUUCUGGAUCGGCCUCAUCUCCUGCCCCAUCAUUUGGGUCGUCUUCGCCUUUAAGACUUUGUUCUCCUUCAAUGUGAGGUGGCUGGCCGUGGUUAUUCUGGGGGUCACCCUUCAAGGUGCCAAUCUCUACGGCUACAUUAAGUGUAAAGUGGGUUCUCCCAAGAACUUGACCAGCAUCGCCACCAGUUACCUGGGCGGCCAGUUCCUCAGACAGACUUUUUCCAGGGAAGCCGCAGCGACAGAGAAAUAAUCCUCACCAGCACCUACGUGGAUUAUAACUUUACCGGGGAGGACGAUGGAGGACUUAUUUGUUUUGGGUUUUUUUGGUUGUUUUUGUAUGUUUAUGUCACCCUACAAGUCUAAUCUCUCAGAACUGCUUUUUACUCUCCCGGUUUAUUGGGUUAUAUUGUGCCCCAGCGGCUGAUCUGGGCCCUAGCAGAGACGUCUGUAUGAUUACUGCUGCUCCGCCGGGGACUGCCAAUCGCCCUGUACGGAUGUGGAGAGCGCCCGUCAUUACGGAGAGGGAGGCGGUGGCUGCAGUGACGUCGUGUACUGUGCUUUUCUAUUAAAGCGAUAUAUAUAUUUCUGACAUACGAUAAAAACUGAUCGGGGCUGGUGUGUGGGUAACGGAUGUAAAUAUCUGUACAUGGAUGUGAAGACGUUUUAUGCAAAUAAAUUAACGACUACUUAUG
This is a messenger RNA of Hyla sarda, 1164 nucleotides long. RefSeq names its product Golgi apparatus membrane protein TVP23 homolog B-like. The record is from RefSeq and is a predicted model, not a curated record. Bases 99 to 722 code for a protein of 207 amino acids. The transcript has 7 exons. NCBI's taxonomy places the organism in Eukaryota, Metazoa, Chordata, Amphibia, Anura, Hylidae. Gene Ontology annotation, biological process: protein secretion; vesicle-mediated transport. Gene Ontology annotation, cellular component: Golgi membrane.